UCGUCGUCGUCCUCCUCCUCUUCCUCCUCUUCCUCCUCGUCGUCGUCGUCCUCCGCCGCGGCGGCGGCGGCGGCGGCCUCCUCGGCCCCGCUGGAGGCGUCGCUGGACAGGAAGCUGCAGUCGGUGACCAACACCAUGGAGUCCAUCCAGGGCCUGUCGUCGUGGUGCCUGGAGAACAAGCGGCACCACAGCACCAUCGUCCACCACUGGAUCAAGUGGAUGCGCAGAUCUGCCUUUCCUCAUCGGCUGAAUCUCUUUUACCUGGCCAACGAUGUCAUACAGAACUGCAAGAGGAAAAAUGCAAUUGUGUUCCGGGACACAUUUGCUGAAGUGCUUCCUGAAGCUGCAGCUCUGGUGAAGGAUCAGUCUGUCUCCAAAUCUAUAGAACGGAUUUUUAAAAUCUGGGAAGAUAGAAACGUGUAUCCAGAGGAAACCAUUGCAUUGCUCAAAGAAGCGUUAAGUUCCACUUUCAAAACUCAGAAGCAGCAGAAAGAAACUCAGAGCAAGCAAUCAACUAAGUCAUGGAAGAAAUCUCAAACCUCUACAAAUCCGAAAGCUGCUUUGAAGUCCAAGAUCGUUGCAGAAUUCCGACCGCAGUCCCUCGUCGACGAACUUCUGUUCUACAAACGUUCCGAGGACCAGAUAGAACUGAAGGAGAAACAGCUCUCCACCAUGAGGGUGGAUGUGUGCAGCACUGAGACACUGAAAUGCUUAAAAGACAAAACUGGAGGGAAAAAAUUCUCCAAAGAGUUUGAGGAAGCUAGUGCCAAGCUUGAAGAAUUUGUCAACAGCUUGGACAAGCAAGUGAAAAGUGGUCCUUCCUUGACAGAAAUACUCGAGAAUGCUGGGAUAUUCUAUGAAGCACAGUAUAAGGAAGUGAAGGUGGUGGCAAACGCAUACAAAACAUUUGCCAAUAGAGUGAACAACCUCAAGAAGAAGCUGGAUCAGCUAAAGGCAACCCUUCCUGACCCCGAGGAGUCCCCUGUCCCUUCACCAAGCAUGGACGCUCCAUCUCCAACAGGGUCCGAGUCUCCCUUCCCAGGGAUGGGGGAAGAGGACCGGUCUCCUGCACCGGACGCAGAGCGGGAGAAGUCUCCUGAGCCCGCAACAGACAACCGGGACGUGGAGGACAUGGAGUUGUCCGAUGUGGAAGACGACGCCCCAAAGAUCAUCGUGGAAGAGAGGAAGGAAAAACCGGCUGCUCUGGCCACAGCUUCCACCAAGAUGCCUGAAAGCGUCCCCAAAAUGUCAUCUCCUCCACCUGCAGCAGCUGGUCCGGCAACCCCUGCAAGCGCGGUGACAUUGGCUCCAAACCCCAUCACCCCUCCGCCCCCCAAGCCAGCCAACCCUACGCCGCUUCCCCAGUCGCCAGCACUCGUGCUGCCAAACCUCGCCAACGUCGAUUUGGCCAAGAUCAGUUCCAUUCUCAGCAGCUUGACCUCAGUUAUGAAGAACACAGGAGUCAGUCCUGCCUCGAGACCUUCCCCAGGCACCCCAGCAAGCCCAACCAGCCUUACCAGUGGCUUGAAGACCCCCGGCCCAGGCCCCCUGGCAGCACCGCCAAACCCCUUGGCCAAUAUCCUUUCCAAAGUGGAGAUCACGCCCGAGAGCAUCCUCUCCGUGCUUUCCAAGACCCAGGCCCAGGCCGCGCCAAGCUUGCAAGGUUUGUCCUCGUUCCUGCAGAGUGUUGCAGGGAACACGGCCCAGCCCAGUGAGGUGGCAUCUCAGAGUACAUCUCCAUCACCUGCCAACACAGCUGCAGCUCCUUCUGGGAAGGGAAGGAAUGUUUCAUCCAACCCCCCAUCCUUCAUACCCCAGAGUUUCAGUUAUUCUCCAAAUUCCUCCUCCUCCUCCGCCGAGGUUUCCUCCACAUCCGUCAACAAGGUCUCUGCUGCACACAGCACCAGGCUCCCCAGUGCCAGUUUUAAGCCUCCAACCAAUUCUGUGGGGUUCGCCAGUGCCCAGGCCAGCAGCCCUUCCCUUCGCCCUGCUGAGAACCCAAUGAAUCAGUCUUCUGAGAUCUCGGAGACCAAGCUGGAGGCAGAGCCCACAUCUCCCAGUCUGGAGAUGAAGAUACACAACUUCUUAAAGGGCAACCCGGGCUUCAGCGGCUUGAAUCUGAAUAUCCCAAUUUUGAGCUCCUUGGGUUCUAGCAUGCUGCCUGAAAGCCAUUCGUCGUCAUCUGCAGAUUUCAGCCGUGGGCCCACGAGCACUUCUAUGGAUAGCAUUGACGGCACGCCUGUCCGCGACGAGCGGAGCGGGACGCCCACGCAGGACGAGAUGAUGGACAAGCCUUCAUCUAGCAAUGUCGACACCAUGUCGCUGCUCUCAAAGAUAAUCAGCCCUGGCUCGUCCACUCCAAGUAGUACAAGAUCGCCUCUCCAGAGUCGAGAUGACGGUUACCCCCAAGAACUCUCUAACUCUGUGUACAGGUCUUUCAGCCUAAACCGAGACUCUCCAGCAGGCCUGUUCAAGCCGUCCUCUGAUGGCAUCGAGUUACCUUCCUCCUUAAUGGACUCUCCUCAGGAGAAGUUCUAUCCAGACACCUCCUUCCAGGAAGAUGAAGAUUACCGUGACUUUGAUUACUCUGGUCCUCCGCCUUCUGCCUUGGUGAACUUGGAGAAGCAGCCCGCUAAAUCUAUCCUGAAAUCUGGCAAGGUUUCUGAUCCAUCAGAGUAUCAGCCAGUUAUGUCAAGCUACAGUCAGAGAGCCUCUGGAUUUGGCUUGAAAUCCACAUUCCCCCAGUUGGUGAGACCUCUCCAUGAACAGAGCGAAAGCUGUGAUCCCUUGUCCCCCGCUGGAAUGUACGGAAGCUACAAUUUACGAGGAAAUGACUGUGGCUCGGAUGCCUCCCCUACGCCGAGCAAGAAUGAUGUCUUCUUCCCGCCAGAUUCCAACCAUAACAACUUACCCAAACCCAUGCCACACUCAGGCCUGUCGCAGAAGCAGUAUCCGGAUUCUCCUCACUUGGUUCCCCACAGGUCGCUCUUCUCUCCCCAGAAUCCACUCAUGACCUCGGCCAGCAGGCUGCCCACGUCCAACACAGAGAAGUCCGUCGUGUCUUCCAUCUCGGCCACGUCCACCAUCGAGUUCAAGAACAUGCUGAAAAACGCGUCCCGCAAGCCCUCCGAAGAGAGCAAGCACUUCAGCCAGGGCCCCAAAGUGAGCGCCAGCGAUGGCGCCGUCCUGUCCAGCCUCAGCCAGGCUGGGAUCUCGGCGGGAGGGGAGCCGCAGAAGCAGCCGGAGGAGCAUUACCGGAUCGAGACCAGGGUCUCCUCCUCCUGUUUAGACUUGCCCGACAGCACUGAGGAGAAGGGGGCCCCCAUAGAAACACUGGGCUACCACAACGCCUCCAGCCGGGGGAUGCCUGGGGAACCCAUUCAGACGGUGGAGUCCAUCAGGGUUCUCGGGAAAGGCAGCCGAGGGCAUGGGCGAGAGGGCAGCCGGGGGGGGUGGUUCGAGUUGAGCAGCGCAGGGAGCACCUUCGACAACGGUCCUUCCAGCGCUGCGGAGAUGUCGGCCCUGGGCACCCCUGGCGGCGGCAGCGGUGGCAGCGGCGGCGGCGGCGGCGUGUCAGGCUUCCAGUCCCAGUACAAGGACCGCGGGCCACCCUUCCAGGAGAACGUCAACAACUUCAGAGCUAGUGGCUUCGGCACCACCUUUGACCGGCACGUGCCGCCGCCGCCCCUAGAGCACGGGCCUUCCUUCCCGAGGGACCAGAUCGGGGCGCCUCCCGCAGGGCCCCCACCUCUUCCGCCAAAGGAUCUCAGCACCCUGUUCCCUCGGGACCACCCGGCCCCCCCUCCACGGAUGCCGGCGGUGGAUCACAGCAGCCCGUUCCCGAAGGACGCCGCCUCCGCGCAUCGCUUGCCCCGUGGGGUCCCCCCUCCCCCGCCCCCCCCCCCCGAACGGAGUGGCGUGCCCGUGCCCUCCCCCCCCCAGCCGCCGCCUCUCCCCGUGGAACACGGAAGUGUUCCCUUCUCCAGCCCCCCGCCACCUCCGGGGGAUCGUGGCCUCCCAUUUCCGGCGCCUCCCCUCAGCGCAGAGCACGGGUCCGUCCACCAAGGAACACUGAAAGAGCAUUUUAGCAUGCCGCCAGGAGUACCUCGGGACCAAGUGGCCCAGCCACAGCGCGACCUGGGCAGCCAGCCCCUUGGGCGGCCUCGUGAGAGCGUCGGCCUGGCCACCCUGGCAAGAGAUCCCUUGGGGCCGGCCCUUAGCGUGGGUGCCGCCAUCCCACCGCACCGCGACGGCACAAACCGAGGCGGGUUGGGGGUGAGGAACCAGAGGCCAGAUUUCCGACCCAGAGAGUUGUUCUUAAACAGAGACCCCUUUAACAUUAAAGAGGCCUCGGCCCCCAUUUGCCAGGGCUCCCCCCUUCUUCGCACCAAAACGCCCCUUCUUCCCUCCCAGGUACUGAAUGAAGGUGUUCCAGAACUUUCUAGAGAGCAGUGGAAGUGGUCCUUUCACUUCCAUUUUAUUUUUCCCCCCAUACAGGGGUCCCUCGACAUUUUUCGUUGUCAAUUAAGGUUCACUCGACUGAUGCAAUGUCCACUUCUCUUAGUUCACAGAUGGGUUCUGUGAAUAAUUUCCUUUUAGUGAGUGGCAAAACGUAACCCAGGUUCCAUAGCAGUCAAUCCAAGUACAUCAGAAUUCUGCAUUUCUGAAGGAGGAUGGGUGAGUGCUACCCCUUUGUCACCCUUCUCCAACUCGAUGGCUUCCAAAUAUGUUGGACUACACUUUCAGUCACCCGCAGCCACCAUGCUCAUUGACCGUGCUGGCGUGAGUUGAUGGGAGUUGUAAUCCAGUUUUUCUGGAAGCUACCAUCCUGGGGAAGGUUGCUGUAUGUACAUGAGAUACUUCUUGGGGAUCAGUGCCCUUCUCCCAAAUUUAACAUUCCCAAUGGCCUGUGAGGACGUUGAGGGACAUGUGUGAUAAACCAGCUGAGCUGCGUAAUAAGCGUGCUUGGCUCCAACCAGUGUGAGCCAGUUUGCCUUCACGGCACAGGGAAGCCCAACGCCAGGGUUGCUUGGGUCGGCUUCCUUUCGCCCCUUAACUGCAUGACUUCUGCUUGAUACAUAUUCCUUUAGCCACCCGGGAUGGUUUUUUCCAGUGGCCGUGGGAGGAGGGAAAAACACUAUGCUCUGUCGUGCACCACCAAAGCCUUCUCCCGUGGCAGCCCUGUCAAAAGUAGCUUUUCCCAACAGGGCUCAGGCACCAAGAGAACACCUGUAUUUUACUGUCGUUAAGACAGACUUCAGAAUGCAAAAUAAUAAACAAGCUAAAGUUGUAGGUUUGCUUUUUGUUUUGUUUUGUUUUGUUUGUUUCCUUUCUAGGAUAAAUAAUGUGAAAUUUCUUAUUUCCGCUGCUCUUUCAGUGGCGAUUUUGCUGAUUUUUUAAAAAGAAAAUCUGCAGGUAACAUAAACAGCUAAUUGCUACCACUACUCAAAUUGCCACAUCAUAGGAAAAUGGCUUCAGUCAGUCAGACCUGGGUUGCCGUUUGGGCAUCUUGCAGGCAAAGAACUGAAAAAGAACAUAACUUGUAAAAAGACAAAAUAUUUUAAUGGAAAAGUUCCAUGUCUUUCCUUCAAUCCUUUUGUUCUUUUUAUACCUGAUUUUGUGCUUUUACUUUAAAAUGUUGACAGUUAACUGAGGGCAGCAAUGUAUAUACGUGUGUAAAAAAAAGAAAAAGAAAAAAAGAGCCAGUUAGUUUGUUGGGCAGGAAGGGAAUCUUCCUGUCUAAAGGUUUUACUUCCCUUUACUUUGCUGUUACUUUUGUAUUUCACCUGAUAAGAGAGAGAAAAAGAAAAUGAAAUAAACUUGUAUUUUUUAAGGAAAACGUUAGUGUCUCUUAUGAAGGACAGCCUUUUCUAAAAGAGGAGAGCAAACCACGUACUCCUCUCCAGCUGUUUUGGAAAUGCAGAAGCAGGUUGCAGAGUAUUACACUUGGCACAGCUCUUGAUACUCAUGAAUGACAAAAGCGAUUUCCAUGGAAGGGCUUUUGGAGGGUUGUUUGGAGAUGCUACCGCUGUUGAACGAUCGGCCAGCCUUCUCACUCAACAUUUUCCGGAGCAGGUCCCCGAAGGGUAGCUUUCCGCAACCCAGUGCCUUCCAGCUGUGUCAGACUGGCCAGGAAUGAUGGGAGCUGUAGUCGGAGGGCACCGGCUUGGGGAAGGCCACCCUGAGCACGUGUGGGGUUUGCUGAAUCAGUGUAGCCCAGGGAAAUGGUCCUCCUCUCCUCUGGGCCUGUUCACGGAGUAGACUUCUCUGCCCAUGGAGUGGUGCCUGGGCUGGAAACCCCGCCUUCAGACCACCUGGGGAAACUGAAGAGCCCUCCUCCCUCACAGAGGGAGCAGCCGCGUGUGGGGAGGUUCCGGGGGGCACCAUGGAAGUGGCGGCAGCAGCGCUGCUAUUUUGAAGAUGCUGUAAAUACUUGAUGUGCUUUUUAUUUUUGUGCCUGUUUAAAACAGAGUUGGAUAUUUGUUGGCUUGGAUUUAGUUUCAAGUGUGUUCUUGUGUGGGGAGGGUGGGGAGGGCAGGGGAGGGGAGGGGGAGAACUCAACUUGCUUUGGGCAAAGCAGCAGCGAACUGCAGCAGACUGUCUCUUGAAUUGUACAUUAAUACAUUUAAUAAAAUAACUAGUUUGAAUGUUUUGAUAUUCUUCUUGUAAAUAAGCCCUCUUUUAAGUGUGCGGUAGGUGUGUAAGACUGAGGAAGUGCCUGAAGAGGAGACCCAGCUGGUCCUCGCUCGGCAGUCUGCUCUUAGAGAUGGAGAACGCGCCUCAGCGUCCACCGCGUGGCUGCCGGAAGAGAUGCGGCGUGGCCGCGGCUUAAAAUGGAGGGGGGUGGGGGGCCCACGGCAGAUGGAGGACGCGUGAUCCCCCGUUCAAAGACCUGCAGAUCCCGUUCCGAGGAAGAGCUGACUGUGCUUGAUUGUGCACCUUGCCUCUGCUUGGGAGGUGGCCUCGAAUGGCGCCCUCUGCAACGCGGCCCAGCCGAAGGGACGCACCUCGAAAGCUCUCUCUCCCCCGCCACCUCCCCCCACACACCCCUACACUCUCCUCCCUCCCCUUAUUUUUGUAUUGUAUACUAAUAAAGUGUUCUUGACUUGG
This is a messenger RNA of Varanus komodoensis (Komodo dragon), 7110 nucleotides long. RefSeq names its product regulation of nuclear pre-mRNA domain containing 2 (gene RPRD2). Gene Ontology annotation, biological process: mRNA 3'-end processing. Gene Ontology annotation, cellular component: RNA polymerase II, holoenzyme. Gene Ontology annotation, molecular function: RNA polymerase II complex binding. The record is from RefSeq and is a predicted model, not a curated record. Lineage: Eukaryota; Metazoa; Chordata; Lepidosauria; Squamata; Varanidae.